GGGGCGCUGCAGGCGGGUCGUAAAUCACGCGGCGUCUCAUUCCACGCGGGACCGCCGCUGCCGCCGCAGGCACCGCGCACUUCCCUCUCGACCGCCGGCUAAACGGCGUGUCUUUCGCGACGUGUUUACAUUCAUAUCCACUGUUGGGAAGUUCAUUCUGUCUUGUAAAAAGUGAUUUUGACUCAAGUGUUGUUUGAUUGAUGGAUCUGAGAACGUUUCGACAUAGACAGUUUAUACCAAACUGAAAAGAUUUCGUCCAAAAUGAUCGUCGAGCCCGACCACGUGAGGGAGAGUCCAAGAUGUUUGUCACGGGAGUCGUCGGGCGCGCCACGAUGUCCCUCCAACGACUCCGUGUAUUCGGGUCGGAGCGCGCCGAGUCUGCCUUUGCCAGCUGCGUUAUCAGCGGCAUUGCCGGCCGGCCUGCCCGCGGCCCUCUUACCCCCCCACUCCGCUGCUGUGGCGGCCUAUCUCGGCGCAGCAGCCGCAGCGGCCCAGCAAAGACUCCUUAUGUCCUGCCAAGAAGACUUGACGGACUCGGAACGCGGAGACGCCGUAUUAGACUUUAGCACAAAACGCAGUGAAUCCCCAAUCGACGAUGACGAUGAUGACGCCGUCAACCUUAGCAAGAAUGAAAACGGCCCCUUAGAUUUAUCAGUAGGGACCAGGAAAAGAGGACCAGAAAAUUCUCCGUCACCCGUUCCGUCGAGAAAAAGUUCUCGAACGGCUGACUUUAAACAGCUUUCUUCUCCAUGGUCCACCCCAGUUGCUCCACACCUACCUUACUUCGCAGCUGCUGUUGCCGCUGCGAGCUUGUCACCUAAAGGUGGCGUUCCAUCUGACUGGAAUGGAAAAUUGAAACAUGGAACACCAACACCAAAUGAUGCAACUAAAGCAUUGGAAAAAAUGAGUGAAUUAAGCAGGCUAGGUGGGGAAGAGCUAUUUAGAUCUGUUCAGAGUGCAGCUUUAGGUGCUGGAUUAACACCUAAUGCAGCUGCUCGCCACUCCGCUUGGCAAUCACACUGGUUAAAUAAAGGAGCUGACCAAACUAAGGAUGUUUUGAAAUGUGUUUGGUGCAAGAAAAGCUUUAACUCGCUUGCCGAUUUAACAGUUCAUAUGAAAGAAGCCAAGCACUGUGGCGUGAACGUGCCAGUACCUUCAUCGGGUGGUGCACCGAUGCCUUCUUCACUUUUACCGCCUUCCAGUUCACCUUCAACACCAUCUUAUAACUCCUCCUCAUCGAGCGGAUCAUCCAAACCGAAUCACAAUGAUCUUAAUAUGCUUAUUAAGGAAAAUAUGCCAAUACCUAGAAAACUAGUCCGUGGUCAAGAUGUAUGGUUAGGAAAAGGCGCUGAACAAACUAGACAAAUUCUGAAAUGCAUGUGGUGCGCCGAGAGUUUCCGCUCCUUAGCUGAGAUGACUAGCCAUAUGCAACGUACCCAGCAUUACACUAAUAUUAUAUCACAGGAGCAGAUCAUUUCUUGGAAGUCUUCAGAUGAAGCCAAGGGAUCUAACUCAAGCACACCCGGUACGAAUAAUGCAGUUCCUCCGACAACAGGAACAAGUAGUCACGUUAGUGCUGUUUUAACUUGUAAAGUCUGUGACCAAGCGUUUAGUUCCUUAAAAGAAUUAAGUAAUCAUAUGGUUAAGAACUCCCAUUAUAAAGAGCAUAUUAUGCGUUCAAUAACUGAAAGCGGUGGUAGAAGACGACAAACUCGCGAAAAAAGAAAGAAAUCUUUACCUGUAAGGAAACUUCUUGAACUUGAGAGAGCCCAGCACGAGUUUAAGAAUGGCGAGGGUAACGGUGUUCCUAUGGGAAAACCAAUUAGGGAUUUUGGCUCCGGAAGCCGCAUUACUUGUGAGAAAUGUGGCGAUAAAAUUGAGACUGCUGUAUUUGUAGAACACAUUCGACAAUGCAUAGGCGCGCCCAUGUCGAAUAGCCAAAGGAACUUUCUAAAAAGUGCUCUUCUUUCGAAUAAUAUUAUUCCACCUGAUGUUCCCGGCCACAUUACACCCACUAGUCGCGAUGGACGUAAAAGCAUCAAUGAUGAAAUUCCCUCCCCGGGUUCAACACAUCACCGUUCUCCAUCUUCCGUUAACGAUUCUUCUCCUAGUUCCAAAGAUCAUAAUGUCAGCAAUGACAAAAGUUCGUCACCAUCCGUACUCAAUGCAAUAGAACAAUUAAUAGAAAAAAGUUUUGACACUCGCUCGCGGCAUUCAGUUCCUGGUAUGCCUGGUGGGGCUUCUCAUGCUCCCAUCGGUUCUAGUAUUCUGAAAAGAUUAGGUAUAGACGAGAGCGUAGACUACACUAAACCACUGGUAGAUGCACAGACUAUGAGCAUGUUAAGAAGUUAUCACCACCAGCAAGGAUACGGUCGCCGAGAACGUAGUGGUAGCGAAUCUAGUUCUAUGUCAGAGAGGGGUGGCAGUAGGGUAGAAUCACUUACGCCCGACCGAAAAUUGGACUCUUAUCAUAUGACCCCCCGUACAACCCCGGACACCCGUGGUUCUCAAACUCCCGCGUCCGAAGAUCGAACUGCAGAGGUUAGGAUAAAGAAGGAAAUUACUGAUGAAGAAGAAAGAGAAACGUGCGUAGACUUGAGUAGUCAGCCAGUUAGAGUUAAAACUGAAGUUGAUGAUGACGAGGAACAAGCUAGGCCAAACAGUACGACUGAAGAAGACGUAAAGCCAACCGUCCCUAAACGUGAAAGCGAGGGACCGAGCCCCGUCCCUAGUCCACGUAGCCCGGCAAGCGAUCGCUCCGCGCCCACUCCCGGUGCUGAUAGGAAGCCUGCUUCUAGUUUGGGAGCAUUGUCUUCCAUGUUCGAUAGUCUUGCUGGUGGCGGAUCUUCCAAUGAGCCAAGUUCAUCCCGUCGUGGAGGCAGCCAUCCUCUGGCAGCUUUGCAAAAACUUUGCGAUAAAACAGACACUAAUUCGUCGCGCGCGCCGCCCCCUGCCCCUUCUCCUGCAGGCCCCCCGAGUAUUUUAACUUUUAGUUGGGCUUGCAACGACGCUGUAGUCACAGAUUCGAUAAUGAAGUGUGCUUUAUGCGACACUCCAUUUAUUUCAAAGGGUGCGUACCGACAUCAUCUUUCUAAGAUGCAUUUUGUUAAAGACGGCGCUUUGCCGGAACCCGUGCCAGUCAAGGCUCCCCCGCCUGCCGCCUCUCCAGGCGCUCACAAAAGCGGCGGAUCUAAUGCUGCUUCGCCACAAGAUCCACGCAGCCCAUCUCAAUCCUUCGAUGAAAGCCCCCACUCCAAGUUCCUCAAGUACACGGAACUAGCGAAGCAGCUAUCCAGCAAGUACGUGUAGAGUGCGCGAGGGUCGGCCGGGCCAUCAGUUGUGAUGAUACCAUAUCCUGCUACGUUGAACCUUUUUAGGGUUGUUAGGUCGCGACGCGACGUUAAGUAUUUCGAAACUCUUUGCCAAUUUAAUUAUUUAGGUAAUCGUUAGAGUUCACCGCAUAGUUCGGUUAGUGUAAUUAACGACUAGCGACAUAAGUAUACGCCAAACGUCUUACGUUCGUUUAGAUAAUAAGAGAAUAUUUUCAAAAUAUUGCCUUUAGGAGAAGACGGACGUCGCGCGGCCGUCACGUCGGUCGCGGCUGUCUUCCACACUAUGUUAAUUCCAUUUCGAUAAUUGUAAAUAUUAUAAGUCGCAUUAAGUCUUAAAAGUUCGAUUCGAUCUCUUGUAAAUGUAUAUUUUUUGCUAAUAAUCCAAAACGAGAAAGAUCGUUUGUAAUGUGGUCGCUCGCAGGCGCGUGCGACGACUCGCGCGACGAAUUGGCGCCGUCGCGUCGUGUAGGUCUGUCAGUAUUUAAUGAAAAUUCGUUGCAAUAUUAUCAUCUUUGUGUUACUUAAUUUUUUAUGUAAAUCAGAGUUAGGGUUAGCAUUGUUCUUAGUUUACUUUAUGUAUAUUUUGAAGCUUCUUUUCGUUUCGUGAAGUGUUGAGAUCCGUCGAUGCCCGCAAUCUCGGAGAUCAAAUCUCAAGCAGUCGGUACGUGUACAUACGACGCAGUUGAUCAUAGCAUGCAAUAUUAAAAUCUCCUUAGUGUAAAUUUCGCUCUAGAUACGCUCUCCUCGUGAGAUUGCUAUUUAUUAUUUAGUGUUAAGUAUAACGUAAGCGACUCUACUGUGAAAAAAUGUAUACCAUUGUACCAGCGCAUUCGUGGGUUGUCCAAAUCAACCGUAUUGUAUUUAAAAAAGUGAUAAAUUAUACAUUUUUUUUCUUUAAAAGGACGACUACAUUAGUAUACGUUUAGGACACUCUGUAACGAGGUCUCUUCCAGUAACAACAGAUAUACGAUGAUGUAUAUACGGUAAUUGUGAGUAAAUAGCUCUUUUAUAUAUUAUAAAAAAUAUUGUAAACUGUUUAAUGUAAGUUUCAAACGAUAUCAAUGUAACGGCAUAAUGUGAUUUCCUCUCUCGAAGCAUCGCUGUGGAAUGAUUUCUGAUGCAGUGACGAAUAAAGUAGAAAGAUGUUUUGCUUAUUUUGAUUACUUAGAGUUGUUACUGAACUUCCUAUAAAUCACAGCGAUGCUUCGAGGGUUACCAAUCUUAAGGGCCUGGUUCACAAAGUCCAACGGUAUAAAACAGUGACACCGAUUGGAAGCAACUAAAUUUAUAAUUUCGAUACAAAUGCAUACUUGUAGUAGAUAAUAAUAUACAAAUGCAAAGUUGUAGUUAUAGGCUGGUUACUUGAAAUUUUGAGGAAAUACUUUUAGAAAAGUUUCCCCGAAAGAAGAUUAGAAAAAUAUAUCCCAAAAACGUGAAACUGGGGGUGAAACAAUGCAUAUAGGUCCUCUAAUAUAAAAUCUAUCACAAUAAAACUGUCUAGAUGACUUUACACUCACUAUAACUUGUCCCCUAUAUUAUAUAUAUGGGACAAGACCAUACAUAUAGAAUCAAAAAUUGAGAUUUGAUAUAUGUCCUAAACCACGUGGUGUCAUGAUACAUACGAUUUGAUUUAACUUAACUUUGACUUAAACGUUACAGGUAAUAAUAGCACUUCAUUAAAUAGGCAUGUUCCCAAAUUUACUGCAAGUCAAUUUUAGCUAGCCUACAGCCUGAGCAUAGAUAUAAAUGUUCUUAACAUUUAUAUGCUCAUUAAUUUAUUGAUAUUAUAUAUGACAAAGAUUUCAUUUGUAUCUUUAAAUCUAUUAGUUUCAUGCCAGUUGGUAUAAGCUCUAUUCUGUUCAGAGAUCUUAGUGCAGCCGUGUGUCUAAUAUUAUUUAAGUCACUUUUCACACGGUAAAGUUUACUAAUUAAGGUGAAGGCAAUAAAAAGUUUUUCACGAACGACGAUUCCGAUGGACUUUGUGAACUGGGCUCUAAACACUGAAGAUUUUAACGAAAAUCGUAAACUAUCAUUUUAACGAUAAUAAUUAAAAAAAAAAACAUACGAAAAUAUAAUGUAUACGCUAGCUCUGAUGAGGGAAUUUUGCUCAUACUUUAAAAAUGAAAAAUGGUGUUGAAUAUUGAUUUUACCAAAUUUAAUAAUCUUAUUUAAUAUUUUAUGUUGUAUUUCAAAAUGCA
Molecule: messenger RNA, 5530 nt
Organism: Pararge aegeria (speckled wood butterfly)
Lineage: Eukaryota; Metazoa; Arthropoda; Insecta; Lepidoptera; Nymphalidae
Product: protein tiptop-like
Exons: 2
Coding region: 262-3309 (1015 amino acids)
Biological process (GO): regulation of transcription by RNA polymerase II
Cellular component (GO): nucleus
Molecular function (GO): DNA-binding transcription factor activity, RNA polymerase II-specific; DNA binding
Source: RefSeq, a predicted model, not a curated record